Messenger RNA from Spea bombifrons (plains spadefoot toad), 2039 nucleotides. It is a transcript of the gene PYROXD2, whose product is annotated as pyridine nucleotide-disulphide oxidoreductase domain 2. Gene Ontology annotation, molecular function: oxidoreductase activity. NCBI's taxonomy places the organism in Eukaryota, Metazoa, Chordata, Amphibia, Anura, Pelobatidae. The coding region runs from base 229 to 1965 and encodes 578 amino acids. The transcript has 16 exons. The record is from RefSeq and is a predicted model, not a curated record.
GCCCAUUACAGUACAGACACGCAGUACGGUUUCUCAGUCUCUACCCUUCACUGGAUUGAGUGUUUUACGCGCCGUGUCUUCGCUGUCCCUCCCCUUACUAUUUGUGGCCAUAAAAAGGAAUGCGGCUCCUUUUUCAAGUUCGUUCUCAGGUUAUGCCAAAGUCCACGGUUCAGUCAAUUGAACGUCCGCGUUGGCGACUUGUUGCAGCUGAUCUGAUGACAUAGGAAGAUGCAUGCUGAAGGCUUGCAAUGCUUUAUGAAAAUUGUGCGGAGUGGCAGGAGGGCUUACUCUCAAAUCCCUGGACAGCCGAAACUGAAAUAUGAUGCUGUGAUUAUUGGAGGAGGACACAAUGGAUUGGUGGCGGCAGCUUAUCUACAAAGAUCUGGGGUGAACACAGUGGUCCUUGAACGGCGGCAAGUGGUCGGUGGAGCUGCAGUUACAGAGGAGAUCAUCCCAGGCUUUAAAUUCUCUAGAGCGUCGUACUUGCUCAGUCUCUUGCGGCCCCAGAUAUACAAGGAUCUAGAGCUAAAGAAACAUGGUUUAAAAAUAUAUUUUCGAAACCCUCACUCGUUUACCCCACUACUAGAAGAUAUUAAUGGACAACGGCCGAGGUCUCUUGUUUUGGGCUCAGAUAUGACAGAAAACCAGAAACAGAUUGCACAGUUUUCUGAAAAAGAUGCAAAGGCAUACCCAGAAUAUGAGGAUUUUAUGAAUCGCUUGGUGGCAGCCAUUGACCCUCUUCUGGACUCCUCUCCUGUAGACACCGUAGCCAUGGUCCAGGGAUCAAUUCUCCAAAAACUAAAGUCAUUUAAAACACUCCGACCGCUACUUAAAGCAGGAUUAACACUGGGUAGCGAUCUUCCUAAAUACUACGAAGUCCUCACGGCUCCAAUAUCAAAGGUUCUGGAUCACUGGUUCGAGUCGGAACCCUUAAAGUGCACAUUAGCUACAGAUGCUGUGAUUGGAGCGAUGGCAAGCCCGGCAACACCAGGAAGCGGGUAUGUCUUGCUGCAUCAUGUCAUGGGGGAGCUGGAGGGGAAGAAAGGAUCCUGGGGAUAUGUAGAAGGAGGAAUGGGCAUGGUUUCAAAUGCCAUUGCCAAAUCUGCAAUGGCAUUAGGCGCAGAAAUUUACACAGACAAGACAGUGGAACAGAUCCUGGUGGAUAGCAAUGGAACAGCUUAUGGUGUAGUCUUAACAGAUGGGACAGAAGUACAUAGCAGGAUGGUCCUGUCCAAUGCCACCCCUCAUCACACAUAUUUAAAUCUAACUCCAAAGGAACAAUUGCCAGCAGAUUUUAUCACAAUGAUUUCACAGUUUGAUGCCAAGUCCCCAGUUACCAAAAUAAAUGUUGCCGUGGACAAGCUACCAAACUUUUUGUCUUUGCCAAAUAAAGCCGAUGGCAAACCUUUGCCACAUCACCAGUGCUCAAUCCACCUAAACAGUGAGAAAAUGCAACUCCUUAACGAUGCUUAUGAAGAUGCCUGUAGAGGAGAACCCUCCUCCAGGCCUAUGAUUGAAAUGUGCAUUCCUUCAUCACUGGACCCCACGCUCGCUCCUCCCGGGUGCCACGUCAUUUCAAUAUUCUCACAAUAUACUCCAUACAGUCUUAGUGGAGACCGUCAAUGGAAUGACGAGGAGAGGAAUCGUUAUGCAGAUACAGUGUUUGACUGGAUAGAAAAAUAUGCUCCUGGUUUUAAAUCGUCUGUGAUAGGCAGAGAUAUUCUCACACCACCCGAUCUGGAAAGAAUAUUUGGACUCUCUGGAGGCAACAUUUUUCAUGGCAGUAUGUCACUGGAUCAGCUAUAUUUUGCCCGACCAAUACCACAAUUUUCAAAUUAUAGGUCACCCAUCCAAGGUCUGUAUUUGUGUGGCAGUGGAGCACAUCCAGGAGGCGGCGUGAUGGGAGCAUCAGGACGCAAUGCAGCUUUAGUCGCUCUGGAACACCUUAAGCGUGCUGUUUCCUAGGAUGGGAUUAGUAUUUCAAUCAGCAGGAUGUGAAAAUGAAUUGUUUUGUGUUAAAGGUCACCAUAAAACUGAAA